UAUCUGAAUCUAAAACACGCUCUUUCAGACGGAUURGCAAAUAUCUUAACUGCRACAACAUAUCAGUUCUUGCGCAAUGCCUGGCUACUAAGCCAAUAAGUGACGUCAUCAAGGCCCAGCAAGUAUUCAACAUUACGCCAACACAAGUACCGUUUGGACCAAUUGUCGACGGUGACGUCAUACCAGAUGCCCCCGAGAAACUCUUCAAGUCGCAAUCAUUUGCAGUUGACAAUGUGAUGUUGGGUGUUUUGGAGGAUGAUGGGAAGGUAUUGMGGUCUUCGUUACCAGGUCUCAUCGGUAACCAGGCGACASGUGACGUCAGUAAAUCAGAAUUUAGUGACAUCAUAGSAAGCAACAAGUGGCUUGGCGAGAGAAYAGUAAACAAAGACAUUSUAAAGUAUAUGUACACAGACUGGAAAAACCCUAACAACGACACAACCAGAAGCCACAAACUCAAUCAACUUUAUUCAGAUUGUUCUUUCAAUGGACCAGCAGUUCGUCUAGCUGACAUUAUCUCWGGGAGGAGUGUUCCUACAUUCUUUUAUUUGAUCACCAAAGGGGCCUUCAAUACAACGCACAGCGGUUAUACUCAUGGAGACGAUGUUCGMGGAUUAUUUGGUCAGCAGUCUUCAAACAAGAUGAUGCGCAGUGUAAUGGACGUAGCUUUUACCAUGUGGAUCAACUUUGUUAAGAGUGGAAAUCCUUCACAUCCCAACAAAGUCGAACCAAUAUGGCCGACAUACACACAAAAUGGAGACUAUAUUACCAUAGCAACUAGUAUUAMCAGCAAAUCCAAAUUCUUGCCUGACCGCAUGGAAUUAUGGAAUAGUCUUUUACCCUCCUUAUCAUCGCAGCAAUUAGCCAACUCCCCCACUGCAAUGAUGAUAACAACUACUAGUAGCCAUGGUAACGAGAAUAACUGCCCUCCCAAAAAAGACUCCACCAAGGCACUGACUGCAGUAGUCGCAGUGAUGGCCAUCGUCAUCAUCGUCAUGCUGUCAAUCAUYAUCUACCAGACCAGAAUCCUUAGCAAACGACAAGAUUCGACAUUACAAAAUACCUGAUUACGUAACUGGUGAUGUCAUGGAUGACGUAAUAGAGAGUAGUUACACGUCAUACCUAACGAUAGGAUCGAUCUACGAGYCUGGAAACUAGAUAAAAUAGUGUUACAUGAUUUGAAAGAAAUGUCUCAUGCAACAGUUGUASAUAGAAAUAUCAACUGGCGAUGUACAAAACGUCUUUGAACAGUUGGAAUGAAAACAAAAACCCGCAUGAWUAGAAACUGAAUAGUUACUAUCGUAAUAAUAUAGGAUCUUAAACAAAAUCUGCUGAACUGUUUCCGGCAGUAAAUCUCGCUCAGCUUAGAUAGAUAUAAGAUGACAGUGCUGAAAAAAUAAACUUUUUAUUGACUAACU
Exaiptasia diaphana is the source of this 1415-nucleotide messenger RNA. Its product is annotated as neuroligin-1-like. The record is from RefSeq and is a predicted model, not a curated record. Bases 237 to 1064 code for a protein of 275 amino acids. NCBI's taxonomy places the organism in Eukaryota, Metazoa, Cnidaria, Anthozoa, Actiniaria, Aiptasiidae. The transcript has 5 exons.